Galleria mellonella (greater wax moth) is the source of this 3419-nucleotide messenger RNA. RefSeq lists its product as uncharacterized. NCBI's taxonomy places the organism in Eukaryota, Metazoa, Arthropoda, Insecta, Lepidoptera, Pyralidae. Gene Ontology annotation, cellular component: mitochondrion. The coding region runs from base 521 to 2227 and encodes 568 amino acids. The transcript has 9 exons. The record is from RefSeq and is a predicted model, not a curated record. Gene Ontology annotation, biological process: fatty-acyl-CoA biosynthetic process; long-chain fatty acid metabolic process. Gene Ontology annotation, molecular function: long-chain fatty acid-CoA ligase activity.
GUCUUUGAUAUUCUCUGUCAGAUUUGUGAUUUUCGCUUGUGACAUCUUGUCAAGUUUUAUUUAUUUGUUUGUGACGGUGACGGUGAAUUUAUUAUUUUGUUUGAAGCCGAAGUUUGGACUAUGUACCGUGUACUUACAAAUCAGUGUAGAUAAAUAUUUUAUUUAAACUAUUCUUAUCUUUAAAACAGCGCACAAGACGAGUCGAGCGAUACUAGUCCAUUUUAAUUAAACGAUCAGUUGCUCGGAGUACUUUAUUACCGCACACAUGUAUGGACAUUUAUAAUCGUUUGAUCUGAGACUUAAAUUGAAUUUAUUAUUCAAGGUCUCAAUUGCAGUAACUCAUUCGUAAUUUAAAUAAAAAAAAAGUUGUCGUGUCUUCCUAUAUUAUAAUAAGUGCCUAUCCUCGGAUAUCUUGAAACUAUGUGCUAAAAGUUUAUUAAAUACGAAAGAUUUAUUAGUAAAGAGAGUAUCGAUCUGAAAAUUAUUAUAAUUUUUAACAAGGAACCAAAUACAUUCAACAAUGGCGUCUAAGCUGAGAAAUCUAUUCACACAAGUAAUAAGGAAACAAAAAUUCACCCCAUCGUAUAUGGCUGUCGGACGUAAGAGCACCCUCAGUACCGAGAGUAACGUAUUAUCGUCUGUAUAUGACGAUAUACCGAUUUCCAAUGAUACACUAUGCGAUUUUGUUUGGCAAAGAAUGGACAGAUGGCCUGAUAAAACCGCAACUGUAUGUUCAGUUACUGGUCGUGGCUACACUUAUGCACAACUGCACAGGAUUUCCAUGGUCUUUGGCGCCUCUCUGCGAUCGAAAUUGAAAUUGAGAGAGGACGACAAAGUGGCUAUAAUACUGCCCAACGUCCCGGAGUACCCGUGUAUAGUGAUGGGCGCGUUGCAAGCCGGGUGUGUGGUUAGUCCAAUGAAUCCUCUUUAUACGGCCGAGGAACUAAAACGCCAACUGGAGCUGAUAGAUUGCAAACUUGUGGUAUCAUCGAAAAUAUCAUACCCAAACAUAGCACAAGCAUUACAGUCACUGAAAUCGAAGAUUCCAGUCAUAUUAAUUGACAAUGAGGGUCUACCGGAGGGCACCAUCAAGUUUGCCGACUUCGCUGAAGACGUGAAUGCGGAUACUAAUUGUCUGAAGUCGGUCAAGAGAAGUCCCGAUGAUGUUGCGGUCAUACCUUUCUCGAGUGGAACUUCAGGGUUUCCAAAAGGAGUCGUCUUAACCCAUAGAUCUAUGGUGGCUAGUAGCGUUAUGAUUUCCUCACCUGAAAUUAUGGCAAUAGUUGAAACGACUGCGACUCGCCAGUCCGUGUUCGCAGCAGUGAUACCGUUCUUCCACAUAUUCGGUUUCAACAUACUGAUGUUGAGCCAACUCUACCUCGGCUGCAAGCUUGUCACCCUGCCUCAUUUCAAGCCGGAUCUGUUCCUGCAGACGAUCGCCAAAUAUAAGUCCGAUAUCUUAUUCAUGGUGCCACCUAUCGCCGUGUUCCUGGCGCGGCACCCGGCGGUGACGCCGGCGCACCUGCAGUCCGUGCGCUCCAUCAUAUGCGGCGCGGCGCCGCUGUCCCCCGCCGAUGCGGAUGCUAUUGUCGCCAAAAAUAACAACAUAUACUUCAGGCAAGGGUAUGGUCUCACUGAGACGUGCGGUUCCUUCUCGGUGGCCAGAAAGACGGACAGAAACCAUGCGUCCGUUGGCUACGUGCUCUCCAACUGCCAAGCUAAAAUCGCCGACAUGGAAACCCACCAAGCGUUGGGCCCAGGGAAAGAGGGCGAACUCUGGGUACGCGGUCCGAACGUCAUGUCCGGAUAUUACAAGAACGAGGAAGCGACCAAAAGCGAUUUCACGGACGACGGCUGGUACAAGACUGGCGACAUCGCCAAAUACGAUGAAAACAAUUAUUUGUAUGUCACUGAUAGAUUGAAGGAACUUAUUAAGGUCAAAGGUUACCAAGUACCACCAGCGGAAUUGGAGACGGUCAUCAGAACUCAUCCUAAAGUCGCCGACUGCGCGGUUUUGGGCGUCAAAGACCCAGCCACAGGGGAGGCGCCCAAAGCAUUCUUCGUUCCUCAACCGGGUCAAAGUCUGACACCAGAAGAACUGAUGGCAUUCGUCAACAGUAAAGUCACAUCGUACAAACAGAUAAAACAGGCGCAAAUAGUCGACGAAAUACCCAAAAAUCCCGGCGGUAAGAUAUUAAAGAGAGUGCUGAAAGAAAAGUAUUGUUAAGAGAAAUGGAUUUUAUAUUUGUGUACACUAUUUGAUACAAGAUGAAUGACUUGAUAUUGACGGUAAACCGCAAAGAUCUCCUAACUGACACUGACAAAAAUUUACAAAAGAUAGAAAAUAUCCUAAUUUCAAUUUUAUUCCAUACAUAAAUAUAUAUCAGUCACGCUUGUCUCUCAUUAGAGUAAGCAGAAACAAUUGAAUGUCAAAUGCUUUGAUUCAAAACAAAUGCAGAUUCUCCAUUGUGGAUACGAUGGGCAUUUCCAUAAUCCUAAUAGACUUUUCAUGGUUUGUUGAGGUUGAAAGGCUGAUGAUAUUAUAUCCAAUGCCAUAAUACUUUUAUAACGUUUAUGAGUGAACAAACUAAUAUUUUACAGGUUUGUUAAUUCACUAGUGUUCGCCCUUUGGCUCUGCCCAUGUAGAACUAUACACUGUACAAAGUCUUGGUCAGGGCGUUCAUAUAUUUUAUAAACAUAUUUGUAGAAAUGCACUAUUUCGAUCAUGAGUUUAAACUCUCAUACUUGGUCGAUUUUUGGAUGGUUGUGCAUACACGGUCAUCAGUUACGGAGAUUUCAAAUUUGGCCCUUCUUCAGCACGUCGCCUAUUUGGUCGACAUACGUCCGUCUAGGGCGACCCCUACUAACAUCUCCAUCUAUUCGUGCUCGAAAAAUCUCUUUCUUAAAGUGAUGAAACCAUAAAGUAAAAUAGUCGGUUUUAAUAUCUAUUCUCAAUAUAUUGGAUAUACAGAAUUAUUCCUCUAUGGAACAUGAAAUGUGAGAUAUAAAAUUAAUGAGAAAUUUUUUACAAUUAAUGCCAGUUAGAAGGUUUUGGUGGUUAACCGUCCAUAUUGAAACUUGCAUGGAACUUUUUAUAUGUAAAAUUUAAACGCGCAAUUAAAAUCAUAGUUAAGUUACACCCUACAAUAUUAUAUAAGUAUGAAUUUCCUAAGUGUGCCUUUAUUGUAAUGUAUCAAGACUGAGGUGUUUUUUUUAUAAAUAAUAUUUAAUUAUUUUAUAUUCCAUAUUAUUAUAUCAAAUGUUUAGUAAUUUUAUACGAAAAUAUAUUAUCGAAUCUAAUUUAUAUAUCUGUGAAAUGCUGUAUCAUCAUAUCGUCAUAGUCGUAGAAUACUGACGGAUCUGACAAAGAUUACAUAUAAAGAUCCGUCAGUAUUCUACGACUGUGACGAUAUCAGCCA